AUGGAGGUCGGUGGGAAUGGUGGUGGGCUUCCUGUAAACAAUAAACAGAAAGCGAUGCUACCAAAUAAAGGAGGCAGGGGCGAAUUUCCUCGAACCCCAAGAAAAGACUCCGAGGGUCUGUCUGAGUCUCCAGAUCUUGAGUUUGAGUAUUCUGAUACAGAUAAGUGGGCUGCAGAGCUGUCAGAGCUUUACAGUUACACUGAAGGACCUGAGUUUGCUCUCAACAGAAAGUGCUUUGAAGAGGAGUUCAGAGCUCAUGUGUCGGAUAAGAAGUGGACAGACCUUGAUGCAGCUCAGCAAAGAGCUCACGCAAUGCGUCUUUUGGAUGGUCUGGAAUUCAUUGCUCGUGAGAAGAGGCUGAAAGUUGCCAGAGCCAUUCUCUACAUGGCUCAGGGGACCUUUGCAGAUUGCAGCUGUGAGGCUGAGGUCCAGUACUGGAUGAGAUAUAACAUCUUUCUCCUGCUGGAUGUUGGAACCUUCUCUGCUCUUGUGGAACUUCUCAACAUGGAGAUUGAUAACAGUGCUGCCUGCAGUAGUGCGGUGAGAAAGCCGGCCAUCUCGCUUGCUGACAGCACAGAUCUCAGAGUGCUGCUCAAUAUUAUGUAUCUGAUGGUGGAGACGAUCCAGCAGGACGACCCAGCUGACAAACCUGAAUGGAAAAUCAUAAAGGAAACCUUCCGAGCUGAACUGGGUUCGCCUAUUUUCAACAAUGAGCCGAUUUCUGUCAUGCUCUUUGGAAUGGUCACCAAGUUCUGCAGCGGCCAUGCUCCACAUUUUCCCAUGAAGAAGGUGUUGCUUCUGCUUUGGAAGAGCAUACUGUUCACACUGGGAGGGUUUGAGCAGCUUCAGAGCAUAAAAAUCCGCAAACGUCAGGAGCUGGGUCUCCCCCCUCUCCCAGAGGACAGCAUCCGGGUCAUCCGCAGCAUGAGGGCAGCUUCUCCUCCGGCGUCAGCGUCUGAUCUCAUAGAACAGCAGCAGAAACGGGCUCGUCGAGAACACAAGGCCCUGAUUAAACAGGACAACCUGGAUGCUUUUAACGAGAAGGAUCCCUAUAAGGCUGACGACUCACGCGAGGACGAAGAAGAUAACGACGACAAUGACAACUCUUUGGAGCCAGAAACGUUCCCUCUGGAACGGGACGAGGUGAUGCCUCCACCCAUUCCUCAUCCACCUUCAGAGAGGGUGUCAUUCCCUAAGGGGUUACCCUGGGCUCCCAAAGUCAGGGAAAAAGAUAUUGAAAACUUUCUUGAAUCCAGCAGAAGCAAAUUUAUCGGUUACACUCUGGGAAGUGAUACGGAUACAGUGGUCGGUUUACCGAGGCCAAUUCAUGAGAGCAUCAAGACGCUAAAGCAGCAUAAGUAUAUUUCUGUAGCAGAGAUCCAGAUGGCAAAGGAGGAGGAAUAUCAGAAAACCCCUCUGUCGGUGGGUGAAGAGGAGGUGGAGUUGUGUGCCACAGAGCUGCUCUAUCAGGGAAUUCUGCCCAUUUUGCCCCAGUACAUGAUUGCACUGCUGAAGAUCCUGCUCGCUGCCGCCCCGACAUCUAAAGCUAAAACCGACUCCAUUAACAUCCUGGCAGAUGUUCUGCCGGAGGAGAUGCCGACGACGGUUCUGCAAAGCAUGAAACUUGGCGUUGAUGUGAAUCGCCACAAAGAAAUAAUUGUUAAAGCCAUCUCUGCCAUCCUGCUGCUGCUUCUAAAACACUUUAAGCUGAACCACAUCUACCAGUUUGAGUUCAUGGCUCAGCACCUGGUGUUUGCCAACUGCAUCCCUCUCGUCCUGAAGUUUUUCAAUCAGAACAUCAUGUCUUACAUCACAGCUAAAAAUGGCAUUUCAGUGCUUGACUUUCCUUACUGUGUUGUCCAUGAGAUGCCCGAGUUAACGGCUGAGAGUUUGGAAGCAGGAGACAACACCCAGUUUUGCUGGAGGAACCUGUUCUCGUGUAUUAACCUGCUCAGAAUCCUGAACAAAUUGACCAAAUGGAAACACUCCAGAACAAUGAUGUUAGUGGUGUUUAAGUCUGCUCCCAUCCUGAAGAGGGCGUUAAAGGUCAAGCAGGCCAUGAUGCAGCUCUAUGUCCUCAAACUGCUCAAAGUGCAGACCAAAUACUUGGGGCGUCAGUGGAGGAAGAGCAACAUGAAGACCAUGUCUGCCAUCUACCAGAAGGUGCGACAUCGUCUCAACGAUGACUGGGCUUAUGGAAAUGAUCUGGACGCCCGUCCCUGGGACUUCCAGGCUGAGGAGUGCGCUCUUCGGGCCAGCAUUGAGCGCUUCAACAGUCGUCGCUACGACAAGAGCCACAGUAAUCCAGACUUCCUUCCUGUGGACAACUGCCUGCAGAGCGUCCUGGGGCAGAGAGUGGACCUUCCAGAGGACUUUCAAAUGAACUAUGACCUUUGGCUGGAGCGCGAGGUCUUCUCCAAACCUAUUUCCUGGGAGGAACUGCUGGAGUGAGGCUCAACUGCUGCAAAACCUAGUUUACCUUCUUAAAUAAACAGUUUGAACCAGAUCAAACUCUUUAUGCAGCAUUCCGAUACAUGCGCUGACGGUUGGAUUUCCCUCUGAGAUCAGCUGGUAACUUUGUGGUUUUAUAGGUUGUUCAAGCCUCAAACAAAGUGCUUUCUGACCUAAACCUUGGCCUUUAAGACAUUUAGUAUUAAAGUGAAUCCUGAUCAAGAAAGGGACAAAUUUGACAAAGGCGAGUUUUUUUAUAUUAAGGUUCCUCAAAGCUUUCCCCUACAUUGGUCACAUUUUAUAAAUGACUCUGAUAAUGGUUUUCCUCAGAGCUGCAGGUAUUUCUCCAUGUGCCUCUCACCUGCCUGGAUGGGCUGGUAAAUCUGCUGGAAGCACUACAUGACAGAUUUUAAUUGAAGCAUUCAUAGUAACCUUUCUGUGUUAAUGCUUUAGUUUAGGAACAACGGACCAGACUUUAUACGUACUUAGCUCUGCUCAGUACGUAUAAAGUCAUCAGACAUCUCUGACCAACAGGCUGAACCAGAAGUGGCUCAAAACUUUUACCCAAAAAUCAUUUGUUACUGUCUGUCUGACAAACAUAUUUCUGACUUCACUCCUCAAGUAGCUUAUUUGAACUGAAAUGGAAACUUAAUUUCAUGUUAUUAAAGUUUAGUUGUUUUUUUGUUUAUAAGGGUGGUGAAGAAAAUAUAGAUGGGUGUAAAUUGUGCAACAUAUUUAUCAUGACUCUUUGUUCUACAUGGAUUAAAAUAUAAUAAAAUUGUACCAUUGCUUAUUUAAA
Messenger RNA from Cyprinodon tularosa, 3250 nucleotides. It is a transcript of the gene strip1, whose product is annotated as striatin interacting protein 1. The record is from RefSeq and is a predicted model, not a curated record. Lineage: Eukaryota; Metazoa; Chordata; Actinopteri; Cyprinodontiformes; Cyprinodontidae. The transcript is spliced from 20 exons. Gene Ontology annotation, cellular component: cytosol. Gene Ontology annotation, biological process: cytoskeleton organization. Bases 1 to 2451 code for a protein of 816 amino acids.